Arthroderma uncinatum is the source of this 246-nucleotide messenger RNA. RefSeq lists its product as uncharacterized. Lineage: Eukaryota; Fungi; Ascomycota; Eurotiomycetes; Onygenales; Arthrodermataceae. The record is from RefSeq and is a predicted model, not a curated record. The coding region runs from base 1 to 246 and encodes 81 amino acids. The transcript has a single exon.
AUGGACGCAAAAGGCCGAGUAUCAAAACUCAGCCAAAAUUCUGGCCUCCCCAGGAAACCUAUCACAGGCGAGGAUGCACGACGUCUGUACGAUCUCGUCCCCCUUGUUCCUCGUCCCACGGCGCGCCUGAUCCAGUCACCCAAGCCCAUCCCUGAAGCCAUCCCUCAAGCCAUCCCUCAAGCCAUCCCAGCGGCCGCCAUCCUCGACCUCGUCCACGCCUGGGGCGGGCCUUCUCGUCACACCUAG